Messenger RNA from Lolium perenne, 736 nucleotides. RefSeq lists its product as uncharacterized. Gene Ontology annotation, molecular function: zinc ion binding; nucleic acid binding. The record is from RefSeq and is a predicted model, not a curated record. NCBI's taxonomy places the organism in Eukaryota, Viridiplantae, Streptophyta, Magnoliopsida, Poales, Poaceae.
AGGGUACUUUGCAAAAAUUGAGCAUCAAUUUAAAGGGUCUUCUAAAGUUUAUGCAACAAGUCUUAUCAGAAGGCUAAUUGAUGAAAAAUAUGAUCCCACUGGAAGUCUUCGAGAGCAUAUUAUGAAAAAGUGCAACAUGGCCGCCAAACUAAAGUCAAUGGAGAUGGAAAUCUCUAAUGGUUUCCUCGUCCAUUUUAUUAUGUCAUCUUUGCCUCCCCAAUUUGAUCCAUUUAUGAUCAACUAUAAUGCGAUGGAUGUUAAAUGGGAGAUUGAUGAAAUGAUGGCGCGAUGUGUGCAAGAAGAAGAAAGGCUUAAGGCUGACAGAAUUGAUCAUGUUAAUCAGUUUGGUCAUUCACAAAAGAAGAAGUAUAGAAAAUUUGUGAAUGAAUAUGUGAAGCCCAAGCCUUAUAAGUUCAAGGAAAAAGGCCAAUCCUCAAAAGGUUCACAGCAAAAGAAGCCAGAAAAAGCGCCUAAUGCUGAAGGAAAUAAUUCCAAUGCUUGCCACUUUUGUGGAAAAGGUGGGCAUAGGCGAAAGGAUUGUUUUGGCUUCAAGAGAUGGCUCAAAGAAAGAGGGAUUCAAUAUGAGGAAGACCCUAAAAAGAGGGGAAAGAACAAUUAGAGUUGCUAAUGGUGUUGAAGCUUAUGCCGAGGCGAUUGGAGACUUCACUCUUACACUUCAUGGCGGUUUUAAGAUUCAGCUAAAUAAUGUUCUUUAUGUACCCUCGAUGAAACGGAA